CGGAAAAACCCAGUGAACACUGAAGCGUUUUACUAUGUGAACUGGAAAAUCAAAGCAAGUGAGAGGUGAGAAUGAGCGCGUCGGGUACAGAGGAGGAGAGGCCAGAGCUUGUGUGCCAGCUUGAACACGUUCAAGGCCUUGUUGACGCCCUCUCCGCCGUUCGAUGGAAGCGCCACCAGGACGCCGUCUUGGAGUUAUCCGAACACGGCAUUGUCCUCGUCGUUCAAGAAAGCGGUUGCCUCCAAGCCAAGCUUUAUCUCAAACGCGAGCUGUUCGUUCGCUAUGAUUAUAACGCUCAAGUACGACCUCGUUUUGGACUUAGUUUGGGGAUUUUUGUGGAAUGCUUGAAUGCUUUCUCGGUUCCUGCUCACUCCACCCCCAUUCAGAUUCAAUAUCCAGGUCCUGAUAUGCAGCUUCUCCUCAAAUCUGUAGAUUCGAUGGAUGCAAGCAUUUGUGCAGAGAUCAGAACAAGAAUUCCCGAAACAAUUGCAUGGGACUACAAUUUUGAACCAGCUGGGACAAAUCCCUUAACCUUUACCGUUAAGGUAAACUAUCCCUUCAAUGACUUGGUAUCUAACUAAUCAUCAAUCAAACAAAUUCGAAUUCAAUGAGUUACAUUAAGAGCCGAAGGACAUGGAGACUUGCAGAUAGACUUCCUGUAUUAUGCAAAUUCUGAUCUAUUAGUGGCAUUUCAGUGUGAUCAUCGAGUUUCAGUGAAGUAUAAAUAUAAGUUCUUGAAAGCAACAACUUCUAAUAUGCCUAGCAGUGUGAUUAAAGAAAAUAGAGGAAGCAAGUUAAGCAUAGGGAGGGCUGGAAUGUUGAAAGUUCAGCAUUUGGUUUCAAUUGCCAAACCAUUAGCCUCACAUUCCUAUGUUGAUUCUAUAGGCUAUCAGCAACCUAGUCGAGUAGCUCAUAUUGAAUUUUUCGUCAAACCAGAGGAAAGUGACGACUCAACUAAUGAUUAAUUGACUAUUUACCAAGAAAAUGUUCCUGAUAAUCUAAAAAAGGAAGAAAAGAAAGUUCCAUAACUUUUCAAAAUUAAAUCUGAAAAGUGAAAUGAUUGUUAAGCAGGAUGAUUUUAAUGAUUUUGUUGUACAUACUCUAGAUGAUUAGUUUGUGGCUAUGUUGGUGUGUAGAACUAGAUUUUGAGACAGUGAAACU
Molecule: messenger RNA, 1161 nt
Organism: Arachis stenosperma
Lineage: Eukaryota; Viridiplantae; Streptophyta; Magnoliopsida; Fabales; Fabaceae
Biological process (GO): DNA repair; DNA damage checkpoint signaling
Cellular component (GO): checkpoint clamp complex
Source: RefSeq, a predicted model, not a curated record